Molecule: messenger RNA, 4461 nt
Organism: Scophthalmus maximus (turbot)
Lineage: Eukaryota; Metazoa; Chordata; Actinopteri; Pleuronectiformes; Scophthalmidae
Gene: kcnc1b
Product: potassium voltage-gated channel, Shaw-related subfamily, member 1b
Exons: 4
Coding region: 636-2432 (598 amino acids)
Biological process (GO): potassium ion transmembrane transport; protein homooligomerization
Cellular component (GO): neuronal cell body membrane; voltage-gated potassium channel complex; dendrite membrane
Molecular function (GO): delayed rectifier potassium channel activity; protein binding
Source: RefSeq, a predicted model, not a curated record
CCUCCCUCCUGCAGUGUGUGGAUGUGUUCUCUUCUUCCCACCUGUCACAAAGUGCCCGUGAGCGGCUGAGCUCCUCUGCGCGGGGACAAAGACCUGCUGCGCGGCUGAGCGUCGGUGUGAGGGAGGCGAGUCGGUGGGCAGCGACGGAGGAGGCAGUGAAGCGGCGACACCAGCCUCCAUCAGGAGCUGCCGGACGGGCGCUGUCCGCUCAGCACCGCCGCAGUCACCUUGCUGUGACAGUCCGGAACCUGCUCGGGACCGAUCCGACCAAUCACUGCCCCCCGGGGAGUCCCAUGAGCCGGGUCUGUUCUGCUGGCGGGGGGGGGGGGGGGGGACACACAGUCUUUUAUCUCGACAUCUUGGAUGUACCGACUAUGUGACGUCCAUUCUUAAUGUGAUGCCAUUGGCUGCGAUCGUUUUAGGACCUCGAUUCCACAACCCUCCCCAGAUGCAUGGCAGGUGCGCGUAGAGAGGACCCGGUCUGCAGAUCUCUUUCACACGGUGGUUGGUGAGAAACGAGCGGUCGCUUGGUGCGCCGCCCUCCCUCCGGUUGAGUCACAGUUGUGCGCGGUGGCGCGGUGCGCCGAGACUUUUGCGAUGAAGGGAACUUAUUGGAGAAAUGCCUGAGGGACGCAAUGGGCCUGAGCGACGACAAGGAUCGCAUUGUGAUAAACGUGGGAGGGAUCAGACAUCAGACAUACCGCAGCACCCUGCGCACCCUGCCUGGCACCCGCCUGUCCUGGCUGGCCGAGCCUGACGCACCCAACCACUUUGACUAUGACGCCAAGAUCGAGGAGUUCUUCUUCGACCGCCACCCUGGCGUUUUCGCACACAUCCUCAACUACUACAGGACAGGGAAGCUGCACUGCCCCGCCGACGUGUGCGGGCCCCUCUACGAGGAGGAGCUGGCCUUCUGGGGCAUCGACGAGACAGACGUGGAGCCAUGCUGCUGGAUGACAUAUCGCCAGCACCGGGAGGCGGAGGAGGCCCUUGAUAGUUUCGGCGGGGGGGGUCUGUUGGACCUGGGGAGCGAGGACCCCGAGCCCGAGGUGGAGCACGCCGAGGACGACGUGGACGAAAUGACAAGGAGGCUGGCGCAUGGAGACCAUCAUGAUGCCAGGAGUGGGAGCCUGUGGAGCAGGUGGCAGAAACAUGUCUGGGCCCUGUUUGAGGACCCUUACUCCUCCAAAUAUGCAAGGUGGGUAGCUCUGGCCUCGCUGUUCUUUAUUCUGGUGUCCAUCACCACCUUCUGUCUGGAGACCCACGAGGCCUUCAACCCCAUCAUCAACCGCACCGAGCUCCAGCUGGUGGACAACGUCACAGUGGAGCACACCUACCAGGAGACUGAGACCGCGGCAUACCUCACCUACAUUGAGGGGGUUUGUGUGGUGUGGUUCACGUUCGAAUUUCUGAUGCGAAUAACUUUCUGUCCGAAUAAGUUUGACUUCAUUCGGAACGCCCUGAACAUCAUCGACUUUGUGGCCAUCCUGCCCUUCUACCUGGAGGUGGGUCUCAGCUGGCUCUCCUCCAAGGCGGCAAAGGACGUGCUGGGUUUCCUGAGAGUUGUCCGCUUUGUGCGGAUCCUGCGUAUCUUCAAGCUGACACGUCACUUUGUGGGGCUGAGGGUGCUGGGCCACACGCUGAGAGCCAGCACCAACGAGUUCCUGCUCCUCAUCAUCUUCCUCGCCCUCGGUGUCCUCAUCUUCGCUACCAUGAUCUACUACGCUGAACGGAUAGGAGCCAACCCCAAUGACCCUCGAGCCAGCGAGCACACACACUUCAAGAACAUCCCCAUUGGUUUCUGGUGGGCUGUGGUGACCAUGACGACCCUCGGCUACGGAGACAUGUACCCUCAGACGACCUCCGGCAUGCUGGUCGGCGCCCUGUGCGCCCUGGCAGGUGUGCUGACCAUCGCCAUGCCCGUCCCUGUGAUUGUCAACAACUUUGGAAUGUAUUACUCGCUGGCCAUGGCAAAACAGAAACUACCAAAGAAAAAAAAUAGGCAUAUCCCUCGGGCUCCCCAACCAGGUUCUCCCAACUUCUGUAAGUCAAGCAUCAGCUCCCAACCCCAGAGCCCCAUUGCCCAUGACGACGUUUUCGAGAUAAAGUUUCAAGAAGAUUCCAAGCUGAACGGCGAGGCAGCUAACGCAGCUCUGGCCAACGAAGAUUGUCCUCAUAUUGACCAGGCAAUAUCUCCAGAGGAAAUCUUCAGCCCCAGUGAGAGAGAGCGGCCCUGCUUCCUGGUCACCACUGCUGAACGUCCCAACCACACAGGGGGCAGAGUGAGGAGGGGUUAUGAAAAGCCUUGGAGCCUUAACAGCAUGUCUGGCAUGAGCGGGGAUGCCUCUGGAGUGUCCUCAGUGUCCGCCCUGCCCUGCAGCCCACCCUGUCUAAUGCAGCACUCACAUUCUCCCAUCCCAUCCAUUAUGUAGCAUGGUUGAGUAGCAGACACAAUGCCAUUGGAAGGCCAGUCCAACACUCCUCCUUCUUCUUCUUCUUAUUCUUUCCUGUCAAAUUUUGAUUUACACUUGCCUUUUGCUCCUGCUUUAUUUUUUUGUUUUGUUUCAUUUUUAAUUUGUUUUAUUUUUUUGAAAAACUGUAUCUUAACUGUGCUAAUACUCCCAAGUGUUCUCCUUGGGUGUUUCAUCAUAACCUAGACUAGAAAAAACAUUGGCACAUGCCACUCUGCAUGGGUCACCUCAGUCGCAGACAACGCACCGUUCUACUUCUACCACAGGCUAACCCCACUCUUUCCCUGUGUUUACAUCAUUGCCUGUUGCUCUGUUGCUUUUGAUCUCACAUACUCUUCUGCCAAUAACUUUGAUCUCAUCUGCUUUUUACAAUUUUGUGAAACAACUUUUCAUAAGAUGUAAUCCCUGCUAAUAGCCUGAUAUGCUGGACAUUGAAAACACGUGGUUUUUUUAAACGCAUCCAAAGGGUACCAUUGCCAGCUGUUAAGGGAACUCCUCUAAAGUGCUUUGUAAGUUGCAAAGUAGAGACGUUACCAUUCUGAGAGUGCAAUCCAGACAACUCGUAGUGUUAUCCAAGUGGCCAAUUAAAAGAAAAAAAAAUUCAACAUGAUGCUCAUGAUGUCCAAUGCAAUAUGGAGAUGAUGACAAUUCCUAUGAUACUAGUGAUGGAUUAAUCCAAUGCCAACAGAAACUAAAACUGUUGGUUUAUUUGCAUGAACUGCAUGAGAAAUUAUGUUCAACAAAAAGCUAACUGUAUCGUAGUACCUGUAAGAAAAAAAUAAUUUUUCUUUGAAAAGCUUCUAAACCUUUGUCUUUUGUUUAUGCAUUUUAAGACAGCUUUACAAGAGACUCAGUCACAACAGAGAUUUUAUGUAGCUGCCAUUCUUUGCCUUUCCCUAAAUUCGUAUUUCGUCAAUUCUAUUUAUUUGACUGGGGCAUCCAAGUUAAACAGCGUGAUUUAACUUGAACAAUCUGUCAUAAAGCCAACCAAUGCUGUUAUGAGCAUAACUGGUUUUUAUACAUAUAUAUUUACUGGUAGUCACAAGUUUUUAAAGUGUUGGUAGACUGCAGCAACUUCAAAGACGAUGCUAAAAUUAAGACAAGACUCAUGAAUUAUUACAACGGUGCCUUCUGAACUGGUGAGGCAAAGUAAAAAUGAGUUGACAUAAUAUUACGUAAGUGCUACCGGUGUAGCAUCAACACACUUUAUACCAUGCUCAUAACAGUUUAACCAAAGCUUUAUUUCACAAAGGUGCACCUUGUACUUUUUGCACCACCCUCGAACCCUUAAUCACAGUCAAUAUGACCUCUUGGUUAUUAUUGUUACUCCAUACAAUCCAUAGUAGGACUUAACCUUAGUGUAAAACCUAACUCCAAGCAAAAAACACCUGAAAAUACUCACUUUAUAGUCCCCACCUUCAGAAAAAUUUUGUAUUAUAAAGCACAAAAUAUUAUUAAAAGGGGACCAGGCAACUCAACGGAGCCAAAAUAUACGUCAUGAUGACACCUGCAGUAUGUAUGCCUGUUGAUUUAAAAUAUCAAUACUUUCACUGUUACUUGUAUUGAUACUGUCCCAAUGCUUAUGCACAAAUUUUUCAGGGCACUUUAAAAAAAAAAUCAUGUUGACCAAUCAAAAUAAAAAAAAGAUAAUUUCUAGAAGAAGAGUAGAAGAAGAAGUAUAGCAUCUCAUCUAAGGUUUGCUCUUAUUCUGAAUGAGCAGAGUUUUACUUUUUGAGUCUUGUCUCUUGUGGUAAUUGAUGGACGUUAUUUAUUUUUAAGAAAACUUGUGAAGAUUUGCUGUGAAGAGAUGCAGGUGAAUUAUAUGCUCAUGCAAAUAAAGUGGGGGAAAAAAUAACAACAACACAGUUUGGGAUGUGGGUCUGCUUGGGGAAAGGUAAAUGCAUGUAUUUUACAUUUAUGCAACAGAAAAUUAUUCAAAUAAAAUAUGUGAAUACAAGUCCUUGCAUGAAAUAAAUUUUGUACACAACGA